This is a messenger RNA of Papilio xuthus (Asian swallowtail), 3749 nucleotides long. It is a transcript of the gene DZIP1, whose product is annotated as DAZ interacting zinc finger protein 1. Gene Ontology annotation, biological process: cilium assembly. The coding region runs from base 86 to 3358 and encodes 1090 amino acids. The record is from RefSeq and is a predicted model, not a curated record. The transcript has 9 exons. Lineage: Eukaryota; Metazoa; Arthropoda; Insecta; Lepidoptera; Papilionidae. Gene Ontology annotation, cellular component: ciliary basal body; cytoplasm.
AUUGCUUUUGUACUUCUAGUUUUUCUUAAUGCUAUUAGAUAAGGUAGUCCUAUAAAAUGGUUAGAUUUUACUAAACAAAAUUAAAAUGGCUUGUAAAACAUCGUACGAGCUUCAUCACAAUUUUCCCAAGCUCGCUGAAGAGUCCGGCUUCACAUUUAGCACACAUAAACCUCGCGUACACAUCGAAUGGAACAAAAUUCGAUUAAUCGAUAUAGAAAGUUUGAUGCGAGAUAGAAAAUUUGUACAAAUCGAACAACAUAUCAAUGAUAUUUUGGACUGCGUUCUGGAAUCAGAGUUUGAUGUGCGCAUUCUGGAUGAAGGGGUUCUAAAGAUAUUCCGGCUAGCACAGUUAGCUGUAGAAUAUCAACAAUUUUGUCGUCAUUACCUCGACAGGAGUGUCUACGUUUUGCGCGAAGAAAUCACUGGUUUAGCUCAGGAACUUGAGUAUGCGAAAAAAACAAUACGUGAAAAAGACGAUGAAAUAAGAAAGCUAAAACGUAAAACGAAAUAUAAUAUUCGAACUCCACUUCCUUAUGGUAAUGAUAAUAUCGCUAAUAUGAUUUUACAAACACUAGCUAAUAAAAGUGAUAUAUUUCCAUCCUCAAAUCAAAUAGACAAUGUGCAUUAUAAUAAAUGCAGUUAUUGCGAUAAAGUUUUUAUGAAUCAUUUAUAUUUAAAAAGUCAUAUUUCACGGCGACAUAGUAAUGUAGUAGAAAUACCUCAAAAAGAUUUACCUCGUAAUGAAAACAUUCAAAUUGAUAACGAACAAUCAAAACUACAAAAUGAAGUUAUUGAACUGAAAUCAAAGUUGCAAGAAAUGGAAGUUCUUUUAAAAGUCAGUAAUGACCAAAGCAAUCGCGAAUCAAAUACAGUAACAAAAGAAAAUACCAAAGAAACAACUGGAAACUGCUCAAACAAUCAAGCAUUAAAAAUUAAUGAGAGUAAUAUUAAAAGUCCACAGAAACAGAUGAAAGAUGUUGAGGUAUCUACAAACAGCGAAGUUUACAUAUUAGAUAAAAUAGAAGAAUGGAAAAGGGAAGAAUUUGAAAAAUACAACAAAGAAAUAGGUCUACUCCGGACACAAAUUUCUAACAUCUUAGAUUAUAAUAAAGAUAUAGUUAAAACAAACUCAGUGCCAAACGAUAAUAAAAUAAUGGAACAACUUCAAGAAACGAUAAAACAGCAAAGCGCAGAAAUAGCCUCGUUGAAAGAUGAGUUGACAAAUUCGCGAUUAAAAUCAAAAAAUGAUGAGUUAGAGAGAAAAAAAGAAAUUGACGCACAAAUCGCACUUUGGGCUGAAAGGACUGAAGCCCAAUCUAAAGAAUAUAAGCUAUUGCUACAAAAAUUAGAUAUAGUAGCUAAAGAAGCCAAGGAAUCGCGUGAGCUAGCCGAGUUAGAAAAACAGCGAGCUGUUAAAUUACAACAUCUUUUAGAACAAAAUAGUAACAAGGUAGAAAAUUGUGUGGAAAUAGCUGUAAUUCACAAAGAAAAUGACAUAAAAACUGAAAAUAGGCAGAAUAGAAAUAACAUCAAUGAAAAUUUAGCAAAACAUGCUGCAACCGUUGAAUCUCCUAAAAAGUCGACUCCAAUGCCUGACCGUAAAACACUGGAGAAAUUACAUCGUAAGGCGCAAGAACUGCUGAAUCAGUCGAUAACGUCUUCUGAUGUGUCCAGCACAAGUGAUAGUAACAAUCGUGUGCCCAUUGAAAAACGAAAUGUAAGAAAAACACUAACGAAUCACAAAAAGAGAACUAACGAAGAUAUCUUUGAAAAUGGUAAACACCAAAUUCAUAACAAAGACAGAACCAAUACGAAAAAAGCUAGAGAAAAUAGAUUAGAAACACACAAAAACAUUCAGAGCCCAGAAAUUAAGAAAAAUAAACCUCCGACGAAAAAGGAUACCGUACCUUUAACCAAAAGUGGAAGCCCAAUAAAAGUUAUAAGAGCAAAAUUAACAGAAGAAGUAAAUCAGCGCCUAGUGUCGCUCGGUGUCGAUCCGUUAAGGAAAAGGUUACCUAGAGAUAUUUUCAAUAAACAAAGACUACAACUACAAGAAAACAACGAAAUAAAAUCAAAGAAAAAUCCUGCACGUGAAAAAAUUAAUCACUACAUUAUGUCUUAUUUGGAUAAGAAAGCUACAAUCACGAAAAAAAAGACUUUACAAGAAGAUGACUAUUUUUCUCCAAAUAAAUCUUCAAAACCAUUUAGCUUAACUUCUGUAAUAUCAAAUGUAAAAUCGAAAGCAUUGUCUUUAGUAAAAACAAAUGAUGGAUUAAGGAAGGAAGAAAAAACUCCAUACGAUAGUGUUACAAGAAAAGCUCUAUCUUUACUUAAAACUCCACCAGGAUCUACAGCAACAAGCCCGAAAAUUAACAAACAAAAUUUGGAUAAUCAAAUACAUGACAUGAAAAAAUCAAUAAAAAUUAUCGAAGAGAAAGAAAAGCCUCAUAAACUAACAAAUAGUUUUGUUGACAAAAACUCCGAAAGUAGCGAAGAAUCUGAGUCAAACCCAACAAACAUAUCAGACGAAAAACCGAACCAAAACUUUAAAUCACCAAAUCGACGCCCUGCUAUUAGUGGUAUUGUCCAUGAUUAUAAUAUGCAAGGGAAAAGCGGCGACACAAGGACAAUGGACAAUGCUAAACAUAUUACAAAUGCAUUUGAAAAGACAGAUUCAAAUAAACAAAAGCGUUAUUUGAAAAUUCACAGUAGCGAUAACAGCAGCGAUGAUAAUAUAGCUUCCAUCACAGAACACGGAUUAAGAAAUGCCAUUUCUGAUGAAAAUGUAAACGAUCAAAAGCAAACCAAAGGUGUACUAAAAAGUGCUUCCUCCAUGUCUUCCUUGUAUAAGAAAAAAGUAUUAUUUGAUAUGGAUGCUAUACAAAUGAAAUCUGUCAGUGCAUCGCCCUCGCAGAGUAUUACUGAAAAAAGUGAUAAAAAUGAAAAAACUGAAUUAGGAAUCAUAAAUCUUGAUACUGAAGAAUGGGAUUUAUCGAGCAUAGAAAAUGAGCCGUUAAAAGAGAGAACAAUAAAACUCAGCACGCGUACGAGUCCAAAAAUAGCGGAGUUAAAGCAAAGUAUUGAAUCACAACUAACUCGACGUAAUCCAACUCUUUCAACUGCUUUAGUAGGAGGAGUGGAUGUUCUACAGGGCCCGACGAUGACAAAAGCCGCAAGCCUCGGCAGCAACACGAGCCUGGGUAGUUCCAUUCUUGACGACUCAGAGUUUGUUGUACAUCAAAAUCAUACAGCCUUUGUAAAGCCAAAAAAGUUAACAGAUAAAGAUGAUAGUGAAAUUGAUAUUUCAGAGGUUGUAGACGAUAUUAUUGAUAAUAAGCAUAAAUCCUUUAAAAAAUAAAUUAAGGAAUUACUUUGAACAAUGAAACGUAAUUCUAUUAUUCAGUACACACUCCCAUAUUCGCAAUGGCGAUAUUACCCAAAACAUACAUAAACAAUUCAAAAUGUCACUGUUGGAUUAUAAACAUCCAAGGUUUGUAAAUUGCCAAGGGAAAAUUACGGUAAAUCAGAUAUUGCAGAACCUCAACUUGCAACCAAAUGGCACUCAUGUAGUGCCGAGAAAUAUUCUUUACAGUUUAACUUAGCAAACUACAAAGGUGCAGGAUUCAUGAUGUACAUAUUUAGGUUGGUAACAUAACAUCGUGAACUAAGGAAUGUGAUCAUUUGCCUGUUUGGACAAAGGUUAUGAGCCAUAUUUCUCUUAAUGACAAAAUAUUCCAUAUGAAUUAACA